Pipistrellus nathusii (Nathusius's pipistrelle) is the source of this 1200-nucleotide messenger RNA. NCBI's taxonomy places the organism in Eukaryota, Metazoa, Chordata, Mammalia, Chiroptera, Vespertilionidae. The record is from the annotation of a GenBank genome assembly.
AUGGACGAAGACGGCGGCGGCGGCGAGGGCGGCGUGCCCGAGGACCUGUCCUCGGAGGAGCGGGAGGAGCUGCUGGACAUCCGCCGGAGGAAGAAGGAGCUCAUCGAUGACAUCGAGAGACUGAAGUACGAGAUCGCCGAGGUCAUGACCGAGAUCGACAACCUGACGUCGGUGGAGGAGAGCAAAACGUCCCAGAGGAACAAGCACAUCGCCAUGGGGCGGAAGAAGUUCAACAUGGACCCCAAGAAGGGCAUCCAGUUCCUGGUGGAGAACGGGCUGCUGCAGAGCGCCCCCGAGGACGUGGCGCAGUUCCUGUACAAGGGCGAGGGCCUCAACAAGACCGUCAUCGGGGACUACCUGGGGGAGCGGGACGAGUUCAACAUCAAAGUGCUCCAGGCGUUUGUCGAGCUGCACGAGUUUGCUGACCUCAACCUCGUCCAGGCCUUAAGGCAGUUCCUGUGGAGCUUCCGGCUCCCCGGCGAGGCCCAGAAGAUCGACCGCAUGAUGGAGGCGUUCGCGUCCCGCUACUGCCUGUGCAACCCCGGCGUGUUCCAGUCCACGGACACGUGCUACGUGCUGUCCUUCGCCAUCAUCAUGCUCAACACCAGCCUGCACAACCACAACGUGCGGGACAAGCCCACGGCCGAGCGCUUCGUCACCAUGAACCGCGGCAUCAACGAGGGCGGGGACCUGCCCGAGGAGCUGCUGCGGAACUUGUAUGAGAGCAUCAAGAACGAGCCGUUCAAGAUCCCGGAGGACGACGGCAACGACCUGACGCACACGUUCUUCAACCCGGACCGUGAGGGCUGGCUGCUGAAGCUGGGCGGCCGCGUGAAGACCUGGAAGCGGCGGUGGUUCAUCCUCACGGACAACUGCCUCUACUACUUCGAGUUCACGACGGACAAGGAGCCGCGGGGGAUCAUCCCGCUGGAGAACCUCAGCAUCCGGGAGGUGGAGGACCCCCGGAAGCCCCACUGCUUCGAGCUCUAUAACCCCAGCCACAAGGGGCAGGUCAUCAAAGCCUGCAAGACGGAGGCGGACGGCCGCGUGGUGGAGGGCAACCACGUGGUGUACCGCAUCUCGGCGCCCAGCCCGGAGGAGAAGGAGGAGUGGAUGAAGUCCAUCAGGGCGAGCAUCAGCAGGGACCCGUUCUACGACAUGCUGGCCACGCGCAAGAGGAGGAUUGCCAAUAAGAAGUAG